Messenger RNA from Ogataea angusta, 2241 nucleotides. RefSeq lists its product as uncharacterized. NCBI's taxonomy places the organism in Eukaryota, Fungi, Ascomycota, Pichiomycetes, Pichiales, Pichiaceae. Bases 1 to 2241 code for a protein of 746 amino acids. The transcript has a single exon. Gene Ontology annotation, molecular function: dolichyl-phosphate-mannose-protein mannosyltransferase activity. The record is from RefSeq and is a predicted model, not a curated record. Gene Ontology annotation, cellular component: endoplasmic reticulum; membrane. Gene Ontology annotation, biological process: protein O-linked glycosylation via mannose.
AUGGCAAAGAAAUCCGUCAAGUUGGCUCCGUCUACGGCGGAUUCCACCACAGAACUCCCUUUGCAACCGGGCCCUGUCCGCAGAUACUUAUCGACGACGCUGGCGCCACAGACAAUGGCUAAUCGUCGUGUUUCCUCGGGCAAGGAGACGGGGCUCGUUGUGCUGUUGGCCUUGUUCAGCGCCGUGAUCCGGCUCCGCAGCCUCGACUUCCCCGACUCGGUGGUGUUUGACGAGGUGCAUUUCGGCGGAUUCGCGAGAAAAUACAUUCUGGGCCGCUUUUUCAUGGACGUCCAUCCUCCUCUGGCCAAGCUGUUAUUUGCGGCAGUGGGUGCGCUUGGGGGAUUUAAUGGCAAGUUCGAGUUCGCCGAAAUCGGCGACAAGUUCCCCGACGACGUGCCGUACGUCCUCAUGAGACAGCUGAGCGCCUUUCUGAGCGUCGGCACCGUGGUCCUCAUGUACUUGACUCUCAGAACCACCGGCUGCAAGCCGCUCGUGUCGUUCCUGACGUCUUCGUUGUUGGUGCUCGAGAGCGCCAAUGCCACCAUCUCGCGGUUUGUUCUGCUCGACUCGCCGCUGCUCUUCUUCAUUGCCGCCGCCGUCUACGCCAGCUCCAAGCUCAACAUCGAGACUCCGUUCACUCUCAACUGGUGGAAAUCCCUGGUGCUGGCCGGCGUCAGUCUGGGCCUCGCCUCGUCCUCCAAGUGGGUCGGCUUCUUCACCGUUGCGUGGGUGGGCGUCUGCUGCGCCAUCAAGUUCUGGUUCACCGUCGGAGACCUCACGCUGUCGGCCAAAAACAUCGCCUCUCAGACAGUCACCAAGCUGGUGGUGCUGCUUGGCCUCCCAGCCAUCAUCUACCUGGCCGCGUUUGCCGUCCAUCUCUCGUUGCUGCCCUACGAGGGCGACGGCGCCGCGUUCCUGUCGUCUGCGUUCAGAACCUCGUUCAAAGACACCACUGUCCCUAAAACCACCCUCGCAGACGUUGGUAUCGGCUCUGUCGUCACCCUGAGACACGUGAACACCAACGGCGGAUACCUGCACUCCCACAACCAUCUGUACGAGGGAGGCUCGGGCCAACAGCAGAUCACGCUGUAUCCGCACCUGGACGACAACAACAAGUGGCUUGUCGAGCUGUACAAUGCCACCGAGGAGCCAACUGCGUUCGAGCCGCUCAUCGACGGAACCAAGAUCAGACUGAAGCACGUGCUGACACACAGAAGACUGCACUCGCACGAUAUCCGUCCGUCUGUCUCUGAGAUCGACUGGCAGAACGAGGCCUCCUGCUACGGCUACGAGGGCUUUGAAGGCGACCCGAACGACGACUUCAUCGUCGAGAUCGUGAAAGACGAGUCUGUUGCCGGGAAAGCACAGGAGACCGUCAAGGCCAUUGACACCAUAUUCAGACUCAGACACGCCAUGACCGGCUGCUACCUGUUCUCGCACGAGACCAAGCUGCCCAAAUGGGGCUUCGAGCAGCAGGAGGUCACGUGCGCGGGCCAGGGCAUCAGGCCGCUGUCGUACUGGUACAUUGAGCAGAACGAGAACCGGUUCCUGGACCCCGACACCGCAGAGAAGGUCUCGUACAAGGAGCUCUCUUUCCUGCAAAAAAUGGCCGAGCUGCACAGCAGAAUGUGGAAGAUCAACAGGGGCCUCAAGGCGCCGCACGCGUUCGAGUCGAGACCGGAGUCGUGGCCGCUUCUGCAGCGCGGCAUCUCGUACUGGAAACAGGGCGACAGACAGGUGUACCUGCUUGGAAACCCUAUUGUGUGGUGGCUGUCGUCGUUCUUGUUUGUUCCGUUCGGCCUUUUCGUCGUCUUCCACGUUGUGAGAUGGCAGCUGGGCUACCCGCUUCCGGAAAGCCCUGUUGUUUUCAACUACUCUCUCAACACAUUGCAAUUUCUUCUUGGCUGGUUCAUUCACUACUAUCCUUCUUUCCUGAUGGACAGACAGCUGUUUCUGCACCACUACCUGCCUGCGCUCUACUUUGGCAUUCUGACGCUGGGCCAGUCGUUUGAGGUGAUCUACUCAGCCGUUCUGAAAAAGAGAAGAUCCGUGGCUAUUGUGCUGUUCCUUGCUGUCUUUGCAGGUGCGGCCCAUAUGUUUGUGAAGAGAUCGCCAAUUGUGUACGGCUUCGCGUGGACCAAGUCGGCCUGCGAGGCGGCCAAGAUGCUCAACUGGGACUUCGACUGCAAAAUCUACCCGGACGAGCUGCCGCAGACCGGGGGCCUAAGAGACGAGCUCUGA